Molecule: messenger RNA, 2514 nt
Organism: Lonchura striata (white-rumped munia)
Lineage: Eukaryota; Metazoa; Chordata; Aves; Passeriformes; Estrildidae
Source: RefSeq, a predicted model, not a curated record
AUGGCGGCGGGCCGGGCGCUGGCCGCGCUCCUGGCCGCGCUCCUGGCCGCCUCAGCGCAGCUGCUCCCGCGGCAAGCUUCCUUUACAAUCUCUCUUCAUAAAGCGGACAACACCACAGUUACGAUUAAACUGAAACCCGGUCUUCCACCAAGCUGUCGAAUCCGUAUGAAAAAUGUCAUCAUGUCUGAACUCAAGAUAAAGCCUGGGGAGAAUGUGACUUUUGCCUUUACCUGUAGUACUCCAGAGAAAUAUUUCAUCACAGAAAUUCGGAAAAAUAUUGACUGUGUGUCAGGCCCAUGUCCCUUUGGAGAUGUUCAUCUUUACCCACUGGGGCUACCUCGCCUUAACAGGACUUAUAUCUGGGACGUGAAGGCAAGUACAAAAGCUGGACUUGAACUAAAAUUUUCUACCUCCUGGCUAAGACAGAUUAAACCAGGAGAGACGUGCCCAGACUCCGUUAGCUACAACAUCAACAGCUGUAUUGAUAAGGCCAUGGUCAACAUUGGCACUUUCUGCAGGAAUGGCUCCGUGUCUCGCAUCAAACUGCUGGGAGGGGUUGUCAUGUCCCUGCACCUCCCGUGGCACUUGCCUCUCACCACCUCAGGCUUCAACAUAGCCAACAGGGCUUCCAUAAAACGGUUAUCCAUCAUUGAAUCCAUUUUGAAUGGGGAGUCUUCAAUCACCCUGAUGUCCCCUAACUACCCGCUGGGCUUUCCAGAAGACGAGCUCAUGACGUGGCAGUUUGUGAUUCCUCCCAAUAUGAGAGCAAGUGUGUUCUUCCACAACUACAGCCUCUCCAACUGCGAAAGGAAGGAGGAGAGGGUGGAGUACUACAUUCCUGGCUCCCCCAGCAACCCGGAGGUGUUCAAGCUGAGCGACAGCCAGCCUGCCAAUAUUGCUGGCAGUUUCAACAUGUCCCUGCAGGGCUGUGAUCAGGAUGCCCAGAACCCGGGCAUUCUUCGCCUGCUCUUCCAAGUCGUCGUUCAGCACCCGCAGGUUGAUGAGAAUGUCACCCAUUUGGUCGACCUGAGCAAGGAGAAGAACGUGACUGUGACAAUACACUCGGAAGGGUGGCCCAGCCACAUCCCCCUCAUGUCUGAACCCAUAUGCCUGAUCUGCAAGGAUCCUCGCACCUGUGACCGUGUCUUGACUUUAACCUCUGGUGCUGUCUACAAGAUCUCCUUUCUGUGCAAGGACUUGUCCCGGCUGAGGAUCACGGCUGAAAAAGGCAUAGGCUGUAUGGAUAUUCGUUGGUGUCAGAGGAAGAUCUAUUCCCUUUCAGUGCCUAAGGCUAUUACCCGAUUGCCAAUUCGACUGCAUACGUUUAUUUGGAAGCUCUUGGCCACUGAUAUGAUCAACAUAGAAAUUACAUCUCCGUCCUUGAAACUUCAGCAACGUGUCCAAGAGCAGAGGUGCAACACGAGUUAUGGUUACAGCAUUGUUAGUGCCACCCCAGAGACAGAGCUGAAUGUUGGCAUAUUCUGUCCUGGUGGAUCUAUUGAAAAGAUUCAGAUGAGGAAUAAUAUCACCAUAUCCUUAAAUACAUUUGGUAAAGGAUUCAUCAAUGGGUCUGUCCCUCAGGAUUUGAAUAUGUCUUUUGUGCCACAUAUUAAAGAUGAGUGCAUAUUCACUGUGAGUCCAAAUCCAAAAGCUAAAGUUUACUUGCAGACUCCCAACUGGCCUCAUGGUUUACCUCCUUACGUUUCCAUAUCCUGGUUCAUCGUUGUGCCCAGCAAGCAAACUGCCCGCCUUGGGUUCUCCGAGGACCGCAUGGGCGUUGCCUGUGAGACGGGCCGUGCCUAUGUCAACAUCAAGGAAGAGACUCUGGGAGCAGAGGAGAUCGUGCGCCGUGAGGAUGAGCUCCUGCCCCAGCCCCGAAAUAUGCUCCACAGCUUCUGGGUGAACGUCUCCAACUGCAGACCUGUGGAUAAGACACAGCUGGCCUUGCAGUUCUGGGUGACUUCUGCUGACAAGCAGAUAGACCUUGGAAUCAUACUUGCUGUGGUGGCUGGGGCUGGAGUUCUCACAGUGAUUGGACUGGCCGUGUGCUGUGUUAAGAAGAAGAAGAAGAAAACCCAGAAUCCCAUGGUGGGAGUGUACAAUAGUAAUGUGAACACCCAGAUGCCUGGAAGAAAAGGUUUAUUCGGAAAAGAGAGGAAAAACAAUGAGUCUCAUGUCUAUGCAGUUAUUGAUGAUGCUGUGGUCUAUGGACACUUACUGAAGGAAUCCAAUGGCUCAGUCUCUCCAGAAGUCGAUGUCUAUCGGCCUUUUGAUGGACCCAUUGGUAGCUUGCCACCUUCUCCACCUCCAUUCUCCUUUAGAAAAGACAUUAAACGCUCUUCUAACACCGAGGAGGAACCUCUGCCCCUGACAGACACAGACCAAGACACUUACACGUUUGCUCAUCAGAAAUCAGGGCAGUCAGAGAACAAUGGAGAUGCAAAUAAAAAGGAUAAGGGAGAUACAAGCGUACCCUUGCUGGAAAAUAAGGAACGGGAUGGUUUAGUGGAAUAA